This is a messenger RNA of Homalodisca vitripennis (glassy-winged sharpshooter), 3745 nucleotides long. RefSeq lists its product as uncharacterized. Bases 205 to 1752 code for a protein of 515 amino acids. Lineage: Eukaryota; Metazoa; Arthropoda; Insecta; Hemiptera; Cicadellidae. The record is from RefSeq and is a predicted model, not a curated record. The transcript has 4 exons. Gene Ontology annotation, molecular function: protein binding.
CCCAAGUGAAUAUAAGAGAGUUGUGAGUUGGUAAACCUAUGACAAGCGUAGCCGCAACAGGUGUUAGUGACAAGUUUACUACUGAAGUUCAAAAGUUUGAAAUUACCGAUUAUCUUGUUUAGUGAUCACAAAACAUUAAUUUGUGGUGACGAUUUCAAAUUUUUUCGUGCUAUUUGUGUUACGGUCGUUGAUUGUUUUCAGCAUAUGGGGAUAAAAACAACGAAGGUGCGGCUACUGGCAGCAGUGUUUCUUCUGCCGCUGUGUGCUGCCAGCCUGUGUCCGUCAGGGCUCCAAUACUGGUCCACAGAGACGGAAUCUUGUGUCAAUUGCUCACGAUGCGACUCUGCAGCCAAGCAAGUGGUGAUCAGACCGUGUCAGGUGCACGUGGACACGGUGUGUGGACCUCUCUCCGACCUGAAUAUCGAUUGGUCUUGGCUCAAGCCAAGAGAUGACAAACACAAACACGCCGGGAAGCAUCAUGGGAAACAUCUUGUAGAAACCGAUGAUGUUACUGAGAAAAAACAUCACAAAAAAGGCCACAAACAUCAUUUCCUCCUAGACGAUGACAUGGAGAAAUUUCCUAUUCAUCACAGUGUGUUCGAUGAUGAGGUGGAGGAAUUUCCUCCAGUUACACAUCACGGUCAUAAACAUCACAAGCACGAUUCGCCCAAACUUAUAGACGAAGGAGGUCUUGAGACGGACAAGAAACCUGCUAAGAAACAUCAUCUCUUUUCAAAGAAUCUUCUCAGUGACGACUUCGAUACAAUUGACCACGAAAAAAUGCACAAACUACCUCCUCCACCACCUUUGAGGAGCACAGAAGAUUUGGAGAAAGAGUGGAAGGAAUGGCUGAUACGGUCAAAGAACAGAUUACAACACAGAAAAGACGACUUGCUGAAGAACUUACACAGAGAGAGUCCAUACAGUGAAAAACAUCAUUCGAAUUAUAAACUGAACCAUCCAAGUAUAAACUCCUUUGAUGACUUUAGUGGGGAGAUUUUUCAUCACAGUGCACAUCAUAAGGACCACCAGAACAAACACUUCUCACCCCUGGACUUGGAGAUCUUUGAUAAAUUGCUCAACCAUGAACACCAAAAGCAUGAAGAACGAAUGUCUCUGUCCCAUUUGUUGGAUCCAGAGAGCAAACACAUGAAUCUCUUAGACAUGAUGAAAUCUGAGGAACAUAAAAAUGACAAGGUAAAAGAACAUAAUGGCAACGACUUGAGUUUUCCAAUGGAUUCAUUUGACUUCCAGUCCGCUGUGCCGACUCAUAGGCUGUUCCUCGGUGAGCCCUCAACAAUAUCAGAGAUGAUGGACCAGGACUUGGCCGAGGACUCAGAGGAUGAGAGUCUCCCUGAAGACUCUAAUGCUGAUGUCGUGGCUGUUCCCUUCACUGCUGCUGAGAGGCUGGUGUGGGACUGGCAAGCUGUGGCACUGGCCUCCGCAGUAGCAGCUUGUCUUCUCUUCUUCGCGGUUGUUGCUGGCUACUCCAUUCUUCAUGUCAGGCAAUGGAGGAGGCUGAAGACCAACUUUGAUGCUGAUGUAGAGGAGAUCUCUGCCAAGAUGAGCCUCAUGUCCCACAGCUCGAGUGGCAGCAAUGGAGGGUCUGCUAUUGGCAGCAGUGCUGCAGAUGCUGCCAACACUAACCUCUAUCUGGAGAAGCUUCUUGAGAACAAGAAGACCACCAGUAACAUCUACACGCAGAAACGACCGUACUCAGAUCUCGUAUCUAAAGUAGAAAGUCCAUCUUAAUUUAUUAAAAGAUAAACGUACUUUCUUCAAGAGGUAAAUUUUCUCCCAUUAUUAGAACAUAUUUUUAUUUCUUACUUUAAAAAGCAACUGUUGACUUUAAUUUAGUAUUUCAUUUAUAAAUGUUUAAAGGAGUUAUUUACAAGCGGUUUAUUUGUAAAAAUAAAGUAAAUAAGUGUUCCCUUUGUCGUAUGAAAUGAUACAUUUUUAAUGUAAAAUGUAAACUGCAGUUAUAAUUCGCUUACUACGAUGUUUGUAAUGAGAAUUGUAUAACAUACAGUGGUACAAUUAAUUGGCUCCCUCAAUUCAGUGAAGUUGAAUCUCAGAUCUAAUAGCUUAGUUUCAAAACCCCUUUAUUCUUAAUGAAAUCAAAUCUAUGGUAUUUUUGUAUUCUACAUGAAAACGCACAAACAUUUAAAAUAUUUUAUUCAUUGUUUAUGGUUUAUAUUUCUGUGAUGUACGAUUGCUAAUUAAAUAUAAAUAAUUCCUCUCUAUUAUAUGUGUAAAUAUAUGGAAUAGUAAAUAAGAAAGGUCACAUUUAUGAAUCAUCACAAUUUACAGAUAAAUUAGGAUAGUAAUAAUAAUAAUAAUAAUAAGGUGUCAGCAGAUUAUAAACCUUCUUCCUUAUUCUAUUAUCUUUGUGCCUUAUGCCAUGAAAAUAAACAAUACUCAUUUUAUUGUUAUUUUAUAUAAAUCUUUUAUAGUAGUAAUUUUAUAAAUACUUUACAGUAUUAAUAUAGUAGUAUUAAAGACAUGCAGUUUACUUCAAACUGUUAUGUUGUGUAAAAGUAGCCAGUGUGUGCUAAUGUAUUUUUAAUUAUGUAUAUUUUCAAAAAUUGAUAAUAUCUUUUUUAUAAUAUAAUCAUUACGUUAGAUUUAUAUCUCCAUGAUAUUUGCAUUUUAUAUCUAAGAAUAUUUAUUUACAUUAGUAAUUCUUAAUAAGUUCAUGCAUUAAAAAAAAAAUCAGAAUAAAUUUAUUUUUUUAUCAAACACUUCCUUUUAGUGAAUUAAAGACAUUACCGUACUGUUGGUUUAUUAAAUUGUCAAAUACGAUUUAUUAAUUUUGGGUUUUACAUUUUAUUGGGUAUUUUCAAACUAACCAAUACAACUAAUUUUUUCUUUCUGGGGCUAUUGUUCUAAUGUAAUUUUAUCAUAUCACAUAACUUUCAUGGUUUUGAAAUUAAUCAAUAUUGUACUGCAGUGCCUUUUUAUUAAAUUAAGUUAAUCUUAUACUUAUGGAUUUUUUUAAAGAAAAGUAACUUUUUUAAACUAUAGUACUUUUUUAAUUCCCAUUAUGGGGGUUUACAAGAGUAAUCUUACUUCUGUAGUUUGUUUUGUAUCUAUUUUUGUUCAGUGUAUUUAGUAAAAUAAUACAUGUACAAAGAUGGUCUCUCCCCUGUCUUCUUGAUCUCAUCAAUCCAUUUAGUACAUUUUCUCACCUAUUUAUUUCUCUUUUUUUUAUCAAAAGGUUUUUUUUAUAAAACAACCUUUUUGAUAAGAUUUUAUUUCAAUCCUUAAACCAUUAAAUUGUACAUUUUUUCUAUUUUGAAUUAGUGGUUUAAAAUUCGUAAGAAAUUGGGAUAAAAUUUUAAGUAAGACCUUAAUUAAAUCUGUAAAUAUAAGCUGGUUCAUAAGUUUUUUUUACUAAGAUUAAGUAUUUAAUAAAACGUAUUAUGGAUAAAAAUAGUUAAAGUAAAGUACAUAAAUUGCAUUUUGUGUUAAGUUGUGGAACUGUACAAUCGCAUGUUUGUUUAAGGCAGGUCCUGUUAGGUGAAAGUACAAAAUAUUGAUCUGUAGUAGGCAUGUACUGUUCCUGUAUUUAAUUUUAAAUAAGUACUUUAAUCACUAAUGUAGAAAGUAGGGACAUAAUUUUAUAAAAUGUUAUUGGCUUUGUUCGUAUUAACUUGAUACUUAUUCUACACACAAAUUGUAAAAUGUAAAAUUGGUUUUAAGAAAUGUUUGAUUGUUCAAUAUUAAACACUUUUCAUUAUCCUAA